GUUGGUACUUUUCGCAAAGCUCAGUUUAAAUUGAAGCGUUUCGCGUUGAAAAUGGCACAUUAACGAUCUUUUAAAUAACCAGAGGACAUUUUAGUCAUGCUAUCUUUCGCCCUAAAUACAGUUAACAUCGAUAAUAGUUACCAAAUUAACGUUUAAUGGCAUUAUUACACACGAGUUAGCCUCAUGGUUCACUCCUCGACGUAAACAGCCCCGUUUUCAUGUCAGAUUUGAGCAGCUAAGGUGGAGCGAAGCGUCCGCAGAAAGUGAGACGUGUAGUGGGGAUUUGGAGCACCGGGACAGAGGGUCAGGGAUGAAGCCAAAUCCAACGAAGCGGCUCCGGACAGCGGAAGAAGACGGAGAUGUGAGAGAGACAGGAAGAGGAGACCAUGGGGAGGAGGAGAGGAGGAAGACAGUGGAUGUGAGCAUUAUCAUGCCAGUGCACAAUGCCUCAUGUUGGCUGAAGGAGUGUCUGCAGGCCAUAUUACAACAAGACUUUGCUGGCUCCAUGGAGCUCUCAGUGUUUGAUGAUGCAAGCACAGAUGACUCGAGGAAAGUGCUGGAGGGUUGGAGGGAGAGGAUGGAGGACCGGGGAAUCUCAGUGGUGAUUUCUGGUCACAAUUCUUCCCAACCAGGAGGAGUGGGUUUUGCAAAGAACAAGGCAGUGACUCAGAGUAGUGGACAGUACUUGUGCUUUCAGGAUGCGGAUGACAUUAUGUUUCCCCAGAGAGUUCGUCUCCAGUAUGAAACCUCUCUUUGCAAUGCAACCUGUCUGAUUGGCUGCAGAGUCCAGAGGCUGCCGGAGGGAUCUACAGAGCGCUACACCCGCUGGAUCAACUCACUGACUCAGGAUCAGCUCAUCACUCAGGCAUACACCUCCCACGGGCCCACGGUUGUCAUGCCAACAUGGUUCUGCUCAAGGAAAUUGUUCCUGAAAGUCGGAUUGUUUGACGAAGGAGGCAAGGGAGUCCCGGAGGAUCUGCUCUUCUUCUACCAGCUUCUUCGUCAAGGAAGCCGUCCCUUCAGGGUCGACCAGGGCCUGCUGGUUUAUCGUUACCAUGAGAGGGCUGCUACUCAUUCUGUGACAGAAGAGACUAUCUGGAAGCUGCGAGUAGACUUUCUGCAGGAGAGAGUUCUCAGCCAGUGGGAAAACUUCACAAUAUGGAAUGCUGGGAAACAAGGGAGGAAGCUAUACCGAUGCCUGAGCCUGACCAAUCAGAAGAAAGUCAAAGCGUUCUGUGAUGUGGAUGAAAACAAAAUUCAGAAGAGUUUCUACACAUAUGAGGAAUCCAAGCAAAGACCAAAGCCUACAGUCCCCAUCCUGCACUACAAAGAGGCCACGGGCCCCUUCAUUAUCUGUGUUAAACUGGACAUGACAGGAGGAGUUCUGGAGGAAAACCUCAACUCUUUGCAGCUGAAGGAAGGAACAGAUUACUUCCAUUUCAACUGACAGCUCAGAGUGAUGCAGAAGACCACAGGAGUCCUGCAGGUUAAACAGACAGAGGAAUGCAGAGGGCUGAUUUAUGAAAACAUAAACACAAACUCAGUGAUAGACUGUUUAUAACCAGGGGGUAAAGUGAAAGCUGCAGCAGAUUAAAGGACACAAGCAAAAAGAGGAAAGAAGAAGUUUAUAUUGUAUUUAAAGUAUUAAAGUGACCUUUUACUGUGUAAAAAGAUGCAGAAUUUUAAGCUGCUUUUGUCUCUUUCUGUGAAGUUUUUACAAUAAACUCCUUGUUUUUUAGGGAAGUACA
Molecule: messenger RNA, 1748 nt
Organism: Girardinichthys multiradiatus
Lineage: Eukaryota; Metazoa; Chordata; Actinopteri; Cyprinodontiformes; Goodeidae
Gene: b3gntl1
Product: UDP-GlcNAc:betaGal beta-1,3-N-acetylglucosaminyltransferase-like 1
Exons: 12
Coding region: 311-1447 (378 amino acids)
Source: RefSeq, a predicted model, not a curated record